AUGAUGUUUAUGCUCAUAUAUUUAAUGGGAUGGUCUUUUAAAAUACUGGUUGCGUCUACCGCUAACACGGAAAGCGGUAAAGUGUGUUUUACGCAUAUGAACAGCAUAGGAGGGUAUCCUAAAGAAGGUUCUUACGAAAUGGUCAAAUUGAUCUUGGAUCAAAAUUGCACACAUAUCAUGGGAAACCUAAUUCUUACUGGUCUUUACCGGAAAGCUGAUGGAUCUGAUCCGGAUUUGAGUUUUUUGAAAUCAAUUCAAGAAAUAUCUGGUUACUUGAUUAUAAUGCAUUCAAAUGUAAAUAAUAUACCACUGUCUAAUUUGCGAGUUAUACGAGCAAAUAAUGGAGGCUAUAAAAUACACGAUGAAUUAGAUUUUGCAGCCCUAAUAAUCCGAAAGAACUAUAAAGAUGGAGAAACUCUGAAGCACGUUGAUUUACAUAACUUAAAAUCUAUAGUUCGUGGUAGCGUUUAUAUAUACGAUAAUCCUGGACUUCAGUAUUUGCCGGACAGCAUCCACUGGACUGAAUUAUUUGAAAGUGUUGGAGAACAGAACUUUUACAGUCAUAAGCUGAUUCAAACAAAUAGUUAUGGAGAAAAAAAUAUCACUAUUGAUCUACAACUGUACGAACAUAAUCCACACGACAUUGAACCAGAGCCAGUAUCAGCUAGUGUGAAGUCAUCCUGUUCCAAACUUUGCCCAAAGAUAAACAACAACACAUAUUGUUGGGGUCCUUCUCCGUCAAACUGUCAAUACCAAUCUAAAUGUCAAAAUUUAUUAUGCAAUCGGUGUUUAAGAAUACGAAAUUCAUAUUCAUGCUGUCACGAACAAUGUCUUGGAGGGUGUACUGGACCUUUAGCUUCACAAUGCGUGAGUUGUAAAGAAUAUUAUAAUUCUGGCACAUGUGUUGCACACUGUCCGUCUAGAACAAUAAUUCAUGAAGGCAAGUUAAUUUCGAAUCCUGAGUUCAAGUACCGUUUAGGAAAUCUAUGCUUGUCUGUUUGUCCAGAUGGAUUCAUGGUUGAAGGUGAUGUAUGUGUGACUCAUUGCUCUACAGGUAGUAUGAGCACAGAUGGACGUGUUUGUCUUCCAUGUCAAGAUAAAUGUCCAAAAUCCUGUAAAAUCACUGAUAAGGAAACAAAAAGUGGACGUAAAAUUAGUAAUUUUGAUUUAAGAAGUUUAAAUCAAUUAAUUAACUGUACUAUACUGGAAGGUAACUUGAUCCUGACAAAAGAAUCAUUCAACCCAAGUUCUGAUCUAACCGAUCAUAUCCCAAUCACAGAUCACCGUCAAUUGUGGGCUUUACAUUCAUUAAGAGAAGUAACUGGUUACAUAUAUUUAGAUUUGGAAUUACUUGGCGAUAGUCUGAGAAAUUUUAGCUUUCUUGAAAAUCUUGUAAAAGUCAGUGGUUAUCUACCUUCUGCACGAGUGAGUAUGAUGAUUAUAAAUAGUAAGGCGUAUUUUCCUGGAUUAAGAAGCCUUCGACAGGUUCCACAUGGAAGAGUUAUAUUUCAUCAGAACCCCAACUUGUGUUAUUUAUCCUCACUGCCUUGGACGAAUUCAGCUCACACAAGUGUCUUUAGCUCACUGAACCAAACAAAUUCGAUGCAAAUUACUGUUAUUGAUGGUCCAAGUGAUAAAUAUUGUGAAUCUUUUAACUACGUGUGCCAUCCUGCAUGUAAGAAGGAGUAUGGAUGCUGGGGACCAGGACCAGAUCAGUGUGUUCGCUGUUCAUACCGUAGAGCGGGAUUACAUACAUGCGUUCAAUCAUGUAGUAACUUAACAGGAUAUAUGUCUGAACAAUGGGAAAAACAACUCCAAAUAUCUAAAAAGAAUGACUAUUUUGGCGAUUCUCUGACUAAAAAUUUUCACCUAAAUUACCAUACAGCAGAAACUGAAGAUGUUUGUAUUCCGUGUCAUCCAGAGUGCGGCAAAUCCUGUACAGGACCUGGUGCUCAUGAGUGUAUUGGAUCAUGUAAAACAGCUUGGUCAGACGGUCAGUGUGUUUCAGAAUGUCAUACAAACACUUAUCUAAAUAUGGACAGAAGAAUUUGUGAGCCAUGCCAGACACAUUGUCAUCAACGUCAGUUAACAAAACAGCCGGUAUGCACUGGUCCGGGUCGUCAUCCGGGAAGAGGAGGGUGUAAUAAAUGCGAGAAAUUUAUUGUACAAUCGCCUUUCAAUCAGAUGAAUACGGGAAUAUCAGAUUUAUCAUCCUCCCUUACAACAAUUAGCUUGCUAUGUGUCAGAGGAGAUUGUCCACCAGGAACUUAUUUGACAACUGAAGUGGUUCAACCGAACACUUUGUUCGCGAAGUACGCUGAAAUAUUCACAAGUGUUGCUGCCGUAUGUCGAUCAUGUCAUCCAAGAUGCCCAGUGUGUACAGCAUACAGCCUCCUAAGAGCUAAUGAACAACGUUUGGGUUGCAUGAAAUGUAGUGGGUUUUGGCUGAGAGAUGCUUGCGUAGAACACUGUCCUGUAGAACAAACCUACGCUAUAUGGAUUAAGACUAAUCGUAAUGUAUCCGGAAAUUCUUCAGAAAAUCACUUAAAUUUAAAAGACGUUAAUUCGAAAUACAAUGGUAUUUAUAUACGACAUUUAAAUGGACAGUGUUUAGCCUGUCAUGAGCAAUGUCAUGCUGGAUGCUGGGGUCCUGGACCAGAUCAAUGCAACCAUUGUCUUAACGUCAAAGUACCUAUCCGGUUUAUAUCUGAUAAUCUCGCUAACUUAUACGGACUGGACCAGUUUUCAGAAGAUGACCAAUCAAUUGGGGUGAACAGUCUAAAUUUACAUUUAUACCAUGGGAAAUUUAUUUGCUUACCUCAGUGUCCAAAUGAUUUAUACAACCAUAUCAUCAAUAUACCAGAAAUGGAAGGUGAAACAAUAUGUCAUCAUAGUACAUAUUUAAGUGCUAGUGAUUAUGAACUGAUAAUGCAAGACAAUGUGUAUCCAUUUCAAUACUUUAAUAAUUAUCCACUUUCAAAUAACCAUCAACAAUUGGAGCAAGGAACGUCUGCAGGAAUCAUCGGACUAAGAAAGUCUUCAUCUUACUUUUCAUCGGUUAACGGUAGUAUUAUGCAUCGUAAACUAAAAAAUGAUCCAGUAAUAUUAAUUAUGAUACCACUAUGCAUUGUAUUAAUCGUAUUUGCUGUACUAGUUUUUAUAUGCUAUCGUUAUCGUUCAAAUCAACAAUUCAUCAAAAAAUAUGAACACAGUCCACAGUUAUUGUUCAAAUCAUUGUUUUGUCCACUAUCAUUUAUUUCUAAGCGUUUUGUUUCCGAUAUAAGCAAUUAUAAAUAUAAGAAAGGUAAUCCUGUUAUAAAUUUAUCUCCUACGAAUUAUCAUUACAAGAAUAGAAAUGAUGAAAGUGGUACUGAAAUUAAUUUAAUACAAUAUCCAGGCACAGAGGAUAGUUUAUUAAGAAGAUCUAGUGUAACGGGUUCCCAUCGAUAUCCAAAUCAGAUUGUGAACGGACAGAAAGCCCCAAAUCUAGGUAGAUUGGUCAUGAUCAACCUCGAUGACUUAUGCUUAAAUGAAAAAUCGGGUCCCUUGGGGACAGGUGCAUUUGGAGCAGUCUAUCAAGGUAUUUGGAAAGUAUGCCAAACUGAUUAUCCAAACUUACCAAAUAUAAAUUAUGUGAUUACAGCAAAUAAUGAAGAGGAGUUAAUGCUUAAAGUUAAUUCACAAAGUUCCUGUUCAUUGUUGACAACUUCUACUCCAAUGAAUGAAAUGAACGUGGUGUCUACAAAUCAAAUAAAUUCUAGUAAUAUUCGAGAGAAUGAAGUGAACAAGUCAGCUACAGAGCAGUCAUCAAUCAUAAACCAGAAGAACAAUAAUACUGACGAAGAUAUCAGUCAAACUAGUAAUAGCGUUACUAUAACAUCUAAAGCAUCCACAGAGAAAUCUAAAAAGGAGUACAAACUACUAUGUGUUGCUGUUAAAAUUUUGAAUGAAGUUCGUGGGUCGAGCGAUCUUCAAGCACUACUGGACGAAGCAAAAGUUAUGGCGUCUGUCUCUCACUAUCACUGCCUCCCACUUCUUGGAAUAUGUUUAUCUCAAUCAAGAAAAUGCUUAGUUUCAGCUUACGUAGUAAAUGGAAGUCUAGAUCGUUAUCUAAGACUGCGUGCACCAAAUAUUGACUCUUUAAUUCUUUUAGACUGGGCAUCUCAGAUUGCUGAUGGAAUGGCAUACUUACAAUCCCGGGGAAUUAUCCACCGUGAUUUGGCUACUCGAAAUGUUCUAGUUACAUCACCAGAACAUCUACAAAUUACGGAUUUUGGUUUAGCAAAAAUGCUAGAAAGUGAAGAAGAAGCUAAACGUAACGAAGUAAUUGUUUGUUCUGGACGCGUUCCUAUCCGUUGGUUAGCCUGUGAAACGCUGACUCAUCGUAUUUACUCAUUCAAAACUGAUGUUUGGGCGUACGGUGUCACUAUUUGGGAGAUUUUUACAUUUGGCGACAAACCAUUUGAUCGUAUAGAAACGGCCAACGUAAAAGAUCAUGUUUUAGCAGGUGGACGUCUUCCACAACCUGAUAUAUGCACUCUCGAACUAUAUCAAGUUAUGUUAAAUUGUUGGAAUGAAAAUCCUGAUGCUCGACCGAAUUUCGUGGAACUGUAUAACAUGUUUAAGGAUUUUGCACGUCAACCACAUAUCUAUCUUCAUCCCAGAAAUGAAAGUAGUUCAAAUACCGAAGUGUACAGUAGCACUGGUGACACAAGAAGUCGUACAACAAUCUAUCCAACUACUCGGUUAUCUGGUGAACGUUUUCGACAACCAGACCAAACUGUUCCUUCAUUUCAUUCAAUGAAAAGUAGGAACUCUUGUUCGCCUCUACAAAAUUCAAGUUCGAGUAGUGGGUUAACAAAUCGGCGCUUUGAUAUUGGUAGACGUACACGUACCAGUUUAUUACUACCUCCAACAGUCCUACAAGCUAAUCGUACUGGGAAAUAUCCGCGACAUAAACGACGUAGUGUUGGAGCUCGCACUGACUACACAAUGUCAGCCUCCCUAAGUUUAAACUCUGGGAUUGGUGAGCGUUGGGGCAAUUCAUCUUUCGCUACACACAGUCACCCAACGUUAAUUAAAGUUGAUGAAGCAAACGGGACAGCAAAUAUUAGCCAUAAUUUUAAGAUAAAUAGCAAUACAUCUGGAAAUAACCGAAAUAAUGAACAGUUUAAUGUUGGUCUGUUUCCAACUGAUUCAUGGGCAAGUAGUGGACAACCCUUAUUAUCAAGUGACCAAGAAAGUUCAUUAAGCCAUUUAAUGUUGUCGAAUUUCGGUUACACAAGUAGUGAAAGCAGAAGCAGUAUGACAGUCAACUCCCCUGGCCAACACAAUCGAAAUUUUUCAUUAGCAGGUUCAUCAGUUCCAACGGAAUCAAGAAACUCAGAACAACAAUCUGUAGAUGAAUCUACGUCGAACACACAGAGAAUAGGACUUGACGUGAGAAGUGGUCUUCCAGUCAAUACAUCAUUCGAGGCUGCUGCAGGUUAUGUAUGGCCUCAGUGGCCUGAUGCCAUUCCUAAUCCAGAAAAUAGCAAUUUAGACCAGGCAAAUUCAAGUGAAACUUCUUAUAUCUUGACCGCAAUCGAUUCAGAAUCGGAAAACAAUUUACCGUUCCUUAACCGUCAACUUUGGCUUCGACGUAAUGCUCGUCAGCGGCGUUAUUAUCUUAGACAGUUGCAAAUGCACAGAAGCGUUGCUGACUCCAGUUUGCCAGAACAAGCAGGUGAAGAUGCUAUGGAUGAAACUUCUAGUUGGGCAGAACCCUUGCGAUCAAAUCAGAGUAACCCCAAUGGGCAACAAGAAGACAGUGAUACUGAUCCAGGUUCUGCGGAUAGAUACUGGCCUGAUCCAACAUAUUCUACACAAAACGUGUAGCACUAUACUAGUUUACGUUUUUGUAACUUUACAUCUUUUUAUGACCAAUUUUCUAAUCACAUCUUGAGUUUAAAAUGCCUUUUCUAAUUCAUGAUCUCAUCAGAUACAGCAAACAUAUCAAGUAUCAACAGCUCGAAAUGUGUAAAUACCUCGUCCAUAUUUACUUUCGGUUAAUAUGAAUAUAUUAUAAACUGACUUUGUGCUUCACCUAGCGACUAUAUCAUUUUCGAAACUGAUUGCAUAAAAUUAAAGCCCAUUCUUUCUGUAAAUGUAUCAUCCUGUAUAUUUAGGCUCAUAAUAUUUAUUUAUCAAUCUCCAAAAAAAUCAUGUUUAUGAAGAAUG
Messenger RNA from Schistosoma rodhaini, 6219 nucleotides. NCBI's taxonomy places the organism in Eukaryota, Metazoa, Platyhelminthes, Trematoda, Strigeidida, Schistosomatidae. The record is from the annotation of a GenBank genome assembly.